GUGCACGACCUAGACCCGCUCGCGGUAGCGCGAGACCUGUUUCCGGACAUGCCGCCAGGCUUUCCUUUUGAGAACUUUGAACUUGAGGAGCUGAUCUUGCCAAGUGGUGACGAUAUGGGGAUAAGGAGCGAUGACGAUGACAUAAAGGAAGAGGAUAUCCAGACUCAGUCAGGCUUUGGAUCUUGCCUUGUGAUUCAAAACUUGCCCAAGGCGCCGGAGGAGAAAUAUGAGAAGCUUAUGACCGUUGUUCGGACCAUCGCGAGCAACAUGGGGGACGUGCGCGAGAAUGGCAUUUACAUGCCACUUGACGACGCAACGAAGUUAACGAAGGGUUUUGCGUUUGUGGAGCUAACCCGCAAGGAGGACGUGGAUGCGGCGCUUCUGAAUGAGCGCUUUGCAAAUGGCUAUCAGCUGGACAAGAACCACAAGCUGAGCUUCUGCCGCUUUGAUGACUUCGACAAGUACGCGAAAGUGCCGUACGAGUACGUACCACUUGAGCAAGUCCCAUACAAACAACCGGAGAACUUGCACAGCUGGCUGGCCGACAAGCUGGGCCGUGAUCAGUACGUCCUGCGGUUUGGCGACAACACGGUGGUGUGCUUCAACGACGGAAAGCGCAGCCGCGCUGAGGUGGCCUUCCAGCGCGAGUACUGGACGGAGUCGUUUGUACAGUGGUCUCCGCAAGGCACCAUGCUUUCGACGAUGCACAGACAGGGCAUGGCAGUAUGGGGUGGGCCGUCCUUCGCCCGCCUGAACCGCUUUGCUCACCCCAACGUGCGGCUCAUUGACUUCUCACCCAAUGAGAAGUACAUUUUGUCGUACACCAGCCACGAGCCGGUCACCGCUCGGGACUCGUACACCAUCCUCAUCAACAUCUGGGAUGUGCGAUCGGGCAAGCUGCUGCGCAAAUUUGAGGGCCCCGUGGACGAGUACGCUGUGGGAUCAUCUGCAGGGCCCAACGGCGCACUGAAAUGGCCGGUCUUCAAGUGGGCCGGUGGCCGGGAUGAUCUAUACUAUGCCCGCCUGGGCCGUGGCAGGAUCUCAAUCUUCGAGUGCCCCCACAUGGGCCUCCUGGGCAAGGAGUCGCUCAAGCUGGAUGGCGUGCAGGAUUUCGAGUGGAGCCCCUCGGAGCCGCUGCUGGCCGCAUAUAGCGCAGAGCAGGGCAACCAACCAGCGCGCAUCGUUCUGAUUAAGCUUCCCGAGCGUACAGAGAUUCGGCAGAAGAACAUGCUCAACGUCAGCGACGUGAAGCUGUACUGGCACCCACAGGGCACGUACCUGGCCGUCAAGGUUGAGGCCUGGACCAAGACGAAGAAGUCGACGACGACGAGUUUCCAAAUCUUUUGCGUCAAAGACAAAGACGUACCCCUCGAGGUAUUUGAGCUCAAGAACAACAAGGAACGUGUGCUCAACUUUGCGUGGGAGCCCAAGGGCCACCGGUUCGCCGUAGUGCAUGGAGACGGGCCCCGCCCCUCCAUUUCGUUCUUCACGAUGCGUGACGAGAAGAGCCGCCUAGGCGUGCGCGAGCUGAAGUUGCUGGACAACCGCGCCUGCAACGCCAUCAGCUGGUCGCCGCAGGGGCGCAACAUCGUGUUGGCGGGGCUGAAGAAUUUCAACGGGCAGUUGGAGUUCUUCAAUGUAGACGAGAUGGAGACCAUGGCCACGGCGGAGCACUUCAUGGCCACGGAUGUAGAGUGGGACCCCACCGGCCGCUACGUGGCGACAAUAGUGUCGCAUGUGCAGCAGAUGGAGAAUGGCGUCAAUGUCUGGUCCUUUGCCGGCCGGCUGCUGUACAGCACGCAACGCGACAAGCUGUACCAAUUCAGCUGGCGACCGCGCAUGCCUAGCCUGCUGCCUCCGGAGAAGGAGGCGGAGAUUGCCAAAAACCUCAAACAGUACUCGAAGCGGUACGACGAGGAGGACGAGCAGCUGAUCAUGCAGGCCGACGCCGACGUGCUACACGAGCGUCAACGUGCGCUGGACGAUUGGAAGGUGUACGUUGAGAGCCGCCGCGACUACGCGGCACUCCAGCUGGACUUCAAGCGGGAGCUGUACCGACAUCGCUUUGCGGAGAAGGAGUUCCGCAUCGAAAAGGUUUUGGUGGAGCAAGUCGUUGACGUGAAGGAGGAGCCCUACAACACCAAGUAAUCAGACGGCUGCGGUGCAGCAGCUUUUCCAACAACCAACAGGAUGCUUUUGACUGUAGUGCUGAGGCCAAAAUUGGGGUUGGAUAAGCGAAAGCCGCGUGAGAGGGUACGAGCGUUUAGACUGUGCCCAGGGUGGUGGCUCGAUGGCGGCACAGGCUGGUGUGUCGUGGCUGCGGGGCGUCGGCGGCGGCACUCGGGUUCAGGGACUUCGAUGUCGCAUGGUUGAAGCGAUGUUGAACCCGCCACAUGAGCCGAAAGGCGUAAGCGCCGUAGACGUAUGCCGGCCACGUCCACGCUUUGGCGUGUGCGCGACUGUUUUAGCUAAAUGGGUCGCUGGUCGAAUGAAUGGUGGAGGAGUGGGUACUGACCGGGGAGACGCAGGUGCACAGCAUACGGGGCAGUGGCGUUCAUUGCAACUCGUCGUUUUUACGCUAUGUACGGCAUGUUUGUCUCUUAUCAUUGGCGUUGGCGAUCAGACGCUGAGUGCUCAGUUAGUACGGUGGUGAACCGUGUCUCGGUGAGAUUGACGCGGGAUAGGAGGGAUGGGACCGGUACGCCGUGGGAAAUGAUGAUAGGACACAACAGGCUUUCCUGCAGGGUGUUGGGGGUGCGAAUACUAGUGAAGCAGCUGCGUCCUUUCAGACAGAAUGUAGUCAUUUGUUUCCAAGGCGUUGACGUGGACGAGCACGUUACAGGCGGACUUCUAGCGGGUAGAUUGGUUAGCCACAUGAUAUGCGUGUUGUGCGCAAACGCAGGUGCACAAACUACGUUCAGGGCCUCCAGCUCAAGUGAACUGGUGUUUUUUGACAUUAUUGCAGGACGUUGUAAAAAUUCCAACUUUGGUAUUUUUUGUCUGAACCCUUUCUUCCAGAAGCAUUCCAACCUUGUGGCUGCAUUUCACAAACAUCCAGAGCGCACUCUGCAGUUGAAUAUUUGAUCAGGAAAAAUGCUUGGUUUCCGUCGAGCUGCGUCGGGCAGCUUCACUCGCAGUGCCCCGGGUCGGCCAUUGCCGAUGCGCGGUCUACCACUACUGAAGACACGUGCAUCUGGGGAGGAUGUGCCACCAGUCACACGUCUCACAGCAGAGGAUGCGUGUAAACUUUUGGAUGUGAGCACCAAUGCAAGCUUUGAGGAGAUUCUCCAGGCGAAAAAUCGGAAGCUUGCAGCUGCUGAUGGAGACAUGGAUCAGGUUGUGGAAAUCGAGAGCGCAUAUGACAUCCUCUUCAUGCGUAGCAUGAAACGACGCAUCACCGGGGAGCUGGAGGUAUCCACCAGUGUGCGCUAUGCCGACGUGCCGUCGACACCAAAGCGCGGCGCCGCCGCAAAAGCAACGAAGCAAGUUGGCGGCAUGAGCGGGGCCGCCCCCAAGGUAUCCCCACUCAAGCUCCCGGCGGGGGGGCUGCCCGUGGGAAUCUCUAUGCCCGCCAAUCGGCAGGUGGCGCUGGUGCAGAGCGGCGUCUUUACCGCACUCGGACUGUGGGCCCUAGCGCAGGCGCUUCUGGAGUCUCCCGACGCACAGCUGGCUGACACGGCGGGGCUGCAGAUGGCGCUGGCGCUGGGUUACUCCGUGUAUAGCCUUCGGGAGAACAAGCGGAUGGAGCUCGGU
Volvox carteri f. nagariensis is the source of this 3753-nucleotide messenger RNA. It is a transcript of the gene eif3B, whose product is annotated as eukaryotic translation initiation factor 3b. Lineage: Eukaryota; Viridiplantae; Chlorophyta; Chlorophyceae; Chlamydomonadales; Volvocaceae. The transcript is spliced from 15 exons. Gene Ontology annotation, biological process: translational initiation. Gene Ontology annotation, cellular component: eukaryotic translation initiation factor 3 complex. Gene Ontology annotation, molecular function: RNA binding; translation initiation factor binding; translation initiation factor activity. The record is from RefSeq and is a predicted model, not a curated record. Bases 49 to 2148 code for a protein of 699 amino acids.